Molecule: messenger RNA, 735 nt
Organism: Didymodactylos carnosus
Lineage: Eukaryota; Metazoa; Rotifera; Eurotatoria; Philodinida; Philodinidae
Source: the annotation of a GenBank genome assembly
AUGGGCAAUUUCUUUGCUAGUAUUCCACUAGCAAAACGAUUGGGAGUUCACAAUAUUAUCUUGAUAGGAACAUUACGCAGAAAUAAGCCCGAAAUACCCGUAGAAUUUCUCUCAAAUAAAAAUCAUCCAGUUGGCUCUGCAAUGUUCGGUUUCAACGACAAUCUCACACUAGUUUCAUAUGUUCCAAAGAUAAAUAAAGCUGUUUUGUUGCUCUCAUCGAAACAUCAUGACCACAAAGUAGACUCAACAAAUGGAAAGCCACACAUUAUCUUGGAUUAUAAUAAAACCAAAGGUGCUUUUGAUACUGUUGAUCAGAUGUGCCAUAAAUAUUCCACAAGAAGAGGCACAAAACGAUGGCCUCUCUGUGUCUUUUAUAAUAUGUUAGACAUUGCUGCUCUAAAUGCUCUGAUCAUAUGGAAGGAAAAGAAUCCAGAUUGGAACAAGAAUAAAAAAUACAAGCGUCGCUUAUUUCUUGAAGAAUUAGGAAUAAGUUUAGCGGCUCGUCUUCUUGAUAUUCGUUCACAAACUUUGAAGUUCUUGCACAAAGAUGUUCAAAGUGCAUUAGCUGUUAUGGGUUAUUCUAAGGUGGAGAAAACAUCACAAGAAUUAAAUGAAACCUUCACGAACUUAAAAAGAAAACGAUGUUUACUUUGUGACCGUACCAAAGACAAAAAGACUCUGAACAAGUGUUACAAAUGUUCCGAACCCGUUUGUAAUGAGCAUUGUGUGAAAUGA